AAAUUCUAGAGGUUUUCUGUGCAAGACGUAAGCGCACACGUUAGGUUCCCUGCUCCGGUGUGCAUCGUUUUACUUUGCUGAGCUUGGCUUAGGACCCCAGGAAGAUAGAUUUUGUGCAAAUUUUACGCGGCCCCGAUGCUCGAUCCAGAUUAAUCCGAUGUGUUCGGAAGCCGCUUGUGAGCAGUGGAUGGCUUCAAUAAUAUCACUUGCACGCGAAGAAAUACGCUGUUAAAAUUAGCUACCAAUCGAACUCGUCCCGAAGGCCAAUUACUUUUGAUAUUGUGGGUCGAUGAGUGCAGGCAGUGGCAGCGACGCAAAACUGCUUUCAAAAAAUGUUACGUGCCUUACGUCGCUUGAUUGGUUUUUCGUGAAUUAGUGUUGCACUUUAAUAGUGCAUUUGUCGCGCGAGUCACCCUCUUUUCCGGGUGAGCUCUUGUUGGCCUAAUGGCCGACAAUUCUUUCGCCGCCAAGGCCAAAAGGUCGCGCUUCGAUGAGCAGUUCGAUCAAGAGUUCAAUGGCUUCGAUCCGUCCAGCAACGCGAAAAGCAGUCAAAGAUUCAUCGGAAUUCUGGAUCAGCUCGAUUCGAAGGUGGAAAAGCUGCGCAAGGAGGCACUGAUGCUGCAGGAAAAGAAAGACUUCCUGGCCAUGUCGAUGGAUUUGCUGAGGAACAAUGAAUAUCUGACCGGACUGAAUGAAGGCGAAUACGAGGAAAUUAACUGCUAUGUCCAGCGGAUAAGCGGUCGUCUGGCGACGGUCGAACUGAGCGUUUGUACGGUUCGCGAUCGUGCCCAGGAGGAUUCUCUGCACAUGGUUAACAGUUUCAUCGACGAAAUCAUCUCCAACUCGGAUGCCAUACUGUCGCGAUUGCGCUGCCAGCAGUUUCUGAACGCUUGCAGCACAACCGACACGACCACCUACACCGAGCUGGAUCCGUCCAUGUGUUCGGAUAAGAAGUUCGAAAACGCCCUGCUCGGAUGCACGCUGGACGAUCAGAAAACGAUCAAAAAACGUCUGCAAGCCCUGUUGGAUUACCUCAUCAAGCAAACGGUUGUUCAUUGAGGACGGCGGUUGUGUUCCAGUUCAAGAGAAAGCUUCUCCAACGUGUUUCUGCUGUGCAGCAGGAACUGGCAGUUAGAUUAACUUAUUAUUUUAGUUCGAUUGUAAGGUCUGAUGGAAGGGCGCAACAAUAGCAUACUUAAUACAUAGCAAGGAUUUUUAAGUCGGGACUGCAUUUUGUGUUUGCAUCCUUCAGUUACUUUUUUUUUAAUUGAAACAUCAAUAUAAAAUAUGCAGCGUUCUGAAGAGCGACCCAGGAAAAAAGAAAACGAUUGUAAUUCCUAGUUUAACCUUGUACGAUUUCCACAAUACCAGUCAGUGCAGUUAGUAUGUAAGAGCAAUACAAUAAGUCUGAUGAAUCUAAAUAUGGAAUAAAUUGCGUGGCGUCCCGAAUAAA
Molecule: messenger RNA, 1453 nt
Organism: Aedes albopictus (Asian tiger mosquito)
Lineage: Eukaryota; Metazoa; Arthropoda; Insecta; Diptera; Culicidae
Product: BAG family molecular chaperone regulator 2
Exons: 3
Coding region: 445-1059 (204 amino acids)
Biological process (GO): protein stabilization
Molecular function (GO): adenyl-nucleotide exchange factor activity; protein-folding chaperone binding
Source: RefSeq, a predicted model, not a curated record